GUGAAAAUCCUCGACAGUCGACCGGAAGCAGGAAGGCAGACACGGCGGACAUACUCCGGCGGUCACAGUCUCGCGAGAUUAAUCGCCGACUUGGCUUCGCUAACGGUGGGCGGUUGUUUACUUUGUUUUGGACCAGGAAGUCAUGGCAGGGCAAGGAGGGCAUCCUGCGCCCCUGACCGUGGAGGAGGUGGACCCGUACCUGCCGGGGGCGGGGCCCGUGCAGCCAUCCAAGAAUAAGGUCUCCUACAGCCACGUCCUCAGGGAAGUCUUCGGCGAAUUCUUCCAGUCGACGGCCAUCUCGGGCGUGAGCAAUGCCGGCCGCUCUACCUACUCUGUGCUCUGCAUCAUCUGGAUCGCCAUUUCCAUAGCGGCAACCUACAGGACUGUUAUUGAUGUUAUUGCCGUCAUAACCGAUUAUCAGAGUUAUCCUUAUAACACAAAGAUCCAGGUGCAACAUCGCUCCGAAGCUCCAUUCCCAGCUGUUACUUUGUGCAACCAGAACCGCAUCGAUUGCUCCAAACUCAUUGACAAAAUGCUGGCUUACUCUCAAAACGACACUGAAACAUCACAGCAACUUAUCCAACUUUACAAUGUGUCCCAGUGUGGCGUGAGCAUAGGCUGUGGUGACGUAUUCAAGAAAUAUGUUAAGUAUGUUCGGGAUAACAAUUCUACCCUUCCCCCGAUCCUCUUUGACGUGGACAUGUGCCUUCGGUGCAAUAACAUAUUGGUUUUUUAUCAAAACUUAUGCGAGAAUGACGACGACAAUGGUGGAAAAAAAAAGGACUUACCACAAAAGCUUUCAGAACUGGAUUUCCUGUGGCAGAGUAUGGAAAGUGAGCAGAAAAGUAAGUGCAAUGAAGAGGGAAAAAAGUCAGCCCCGACAGACCUUAGCACAUGUCCAAGUAAUCCUAACCAGAUCUUGCAGGCUGGAAUUUCAACUGUCACUAAUUUAUUGACCACAAAUAUUGCAAACCUUCAAAAUAGUUUGACAGGGUCUGUUCCAUCUGUUGGUGAUCUCUCAAGUCCUAGUUUACUUGGUAACAGUACAGUCUCUGGUCUUCUGGCAAAUAACAUAUCCGGACUUGAUUUGACGACUCAGUCUCUAGCAGGUAUAACAGUCCCAACUGUGGGCAUCUUAGCAACAUCUGACUCAUCACUGAGUCUCUUGGGUGACCUAACCACAAAAGCACAAAAUGCAAGUACCCUCUCACCCUUGAAUGUUCUUACAACGGGAGUACAAGCAAGUAACAUCUUGGAUCUGACUUCUAGCAGUCAAGAGACCACUACUUCAACAAGCACUAAGAACGCCAUCUCAGACUUGAAUGUUCUAACAACGGGAGUACAAGCAAGUAACAUCUUGGAUCUGACUUCUAGCAGUCAAGAGACCACUACUCAACAAGCAACUAAGAACGCCAUCUCAGACUUGAAUGUUCUAACAACGGGAGUACAAGCAAGUAACAUCUUGGAUCUGACUUCUAGCAGUCAAGAGACCACUACUUCAACAAGCACUAAGAACGCCAUCUCAGACUUGAAUGUUCUAACAACGGGAGUACAACCAAAUAGCAUCUUGGAUCUGACUUCUAGUAGUCAAGAGACCACUACUUCAACAAGCACUACGACAACGGGACAACAAGUGGACUUGACUACCAGCAGUAAAGAAGCCACAACUUCAUCCAGCACCAGUGCUUUGCCAAAACUCCCGAUCGCUGAUACUGCCCCAAAGCUCAUCAGGAAGAAGAGAGGGCUCCUACCACUCUCCAAGGACUCUCCGCUCGGUUUCGAUGGACCCCCAGAUUUGGACGGUCCUCGAGGGCAGCAGCCUCAAAUGGAGGUCUCCGAAGAGCACGACACGAAGAUGAGAUUCCUCGCCCUCUACAUGAAUCUCUCGGACGCCACGAGGGAGGAUCUCAGCUACGACUUCGGGGAAUUGAUCAAGGACUGCGUGUUCCUUGGAGAUAACUGUCUCAAGGAAACACUCUUCACCAAGAGAUUCUUCAACACUUACGGCAACUGUUACACUUUCAACGGCGAAGGAACGUUUAACACCAGCUACACCGGAAGCACUUACAGCCUGUCUUUGGUACUAGACGUCAUUGAAUCUUCGUACUUGCCGAUGCUCCUGACGGAGAAGGCCGGGGCACGCAUCGCCAUCCACCAGACGUUCACCUACCCCCUUCUGGAUGACGACGGCCUGGAUGCCCCCCCUGGAAUGGCUUCCAGUUUCGCCAUGAGGGAGAGAGAACUCUCCAUGCUAGCUGAUCCUUACGAGGCCAACUGCACCAAAUCUUGGGCUAACACGUCCUACGCCCUACGAGGCAACGGGUCCAGCUACAUUUUGUAUACGACCUCGGAAUGCCUUCGAAUGUGCAUGCAGAGGAUCCUGGUGACCAAUUGUAGCUGCGUUCACCCGUUGUAUCCCCAGAACUUCACCUUCAACGGGACUUUGUAUGGGGACCAUACAAUGAAGUACUGUAACCUAACUUCUGGGAACGAAAGCGACAUCAACUGCGUCACCAACAAAUUCAAAGAGUAUUCAAAUAACCCGAAGAAAGCCAAUUGUGGCUGCGAGGUCGCCUGUAGCAACUUCGAGUAUCCUAGAGUACUCUCCAUGACUCUCUGGCCGCCGCUUCCUUCCAAGGACUACGCUUCUAAGAAGUAUGACACUGGCCCCAGGGAAUCGAGCUUGAUGAAGAUUGAGGUCUUCUACAACUCCCUCAGCCGAGAGGUCAUCUACCAGUCGGAAGUCUACUCGUCUCCUUGGGAUUUGGUCUCCAGCUUGGGAGGCGCCUUGUCCCUCUACAUGGGGAUCUCUGUAUUCUUGAUGAUGGAGGUCUUGGAGCUCAUAGUGAUUCUGGUCUACAAAACUGUCCUCUACACCACCGGUCGAUACCGCCCAAUGGUCGAGCAUACUGCAGCCCUUGAGAAUCACAAUCGACCAACGACUGGACUCGUGUACCCAAUCGUGACUCCUGAAACUCUUGGUUUUCUGCAGAAGGCAGGGCACGUCGUAAAAGUGUCCCACGGGGACCCGUACGCCAACCCUUGCAUCAGCACCCGGAAACAACAUGCCAUGGCCACCCAAGACCAUCUGAAUUCGGCUUUCGACAAGGCUUUCUCUCAUUAGAGUUGGAAAACAAAUGACAAACAAAAACGAACCAAAUCAACUUUGUGUUCUGGCAGCAAAACAAAAAGACAACUUUGGAACUCUAAGGGAAUAUAAUUGAUAAAAUGUUGAUUAUUAUUAUUAUUAUUAUUAUUAUUAUUAUUAUUAUUAUUAUUAUUAUUAUUAUUAUUAUUAUUAUUAUCAUUAUUAUUAUAUUAUUAUCAGAGUCAACUGAAGAUUACAAAAAACAGGUAAAGAAUAAAUAAGAAUGUAAUAUACGAACGGUAAUAAUGAUUGUUAGCUGAAUGCAUUCUUGUAUUGUGUAGUAUUAAACAAAUGGAAGUGACGAUAUGAACAUUGCUUAUUGUGUCAUUGGCGAUGUUUCUCUCUCUCUCUCUCUCUCUCUCAACAAAUGUUUAUACAAGUAGUACAAAAAGCAUCACACAGCGUGCCUUAACUUUCUUACACAAGCCUCCGGACCAAAAUAUUUAAUGACCAUUCUCAAUUUUUCUAAUAUAGUAAGUGGAAUGUAUCUGUCUCCCAUACACACA
Macrobrachium nipponense is the source of this 3654-nucleotide messenger RNA. RefSeq lists its product as uncharacterized. Gene Ontology annotation, biological process: sodium ion transmembrane transport. The transcript has 13 exons. The record is from RefSeq and is a predicted model, not a curated record. The coding region runs from base 143 to 3124 and encodes 993 amino acids. Gene Ontology annotation, molecular function: ligand-gated sodium channel activity. Gene Ontology annotation, cellular component: plasma membrane. Lineage: Eukaryota; Metazoa; Arthropoda; Malacostraca; Decapoda; Palaemonidae.